CCAACGCAGCUGGGCCGACGUGGGCGCAGCCGCCGCCCUCCCCGCGUUUUCUUAAAUUUCGUUUUUUUACAAAAAGGAAUUUCGAGAGAGAGAAAAAAAAUAAACAUUUACACGGCGGGCUGCAGUUCAGUCUUGCCGACUGUGUAGAAGAAGUAAAUUAGAUUUGGAGUUACCGUAAACAUUGUUUAAAUUUGACAGAUCGCAAGUGCAGCGGACCAAGCCCCCCCCCCUUCCCCUCGUCUUCAUUGAAACCGAUCGCAUGCAAGCUUCUCCUGCGGUGUUCACGGGCACCGGUCGAUUCAGGCGACACGAGCAGCAGUCGCCGUCAUCCCCCCCUGAUCUGGAGGGCCGGGGAGAGGGGGGAGAUCCUCUCGACGACGACUUACAGCUGGACGGACAGACGAUUGGUGGAAGGCCGCUGCCGCGGUGCAACCUGUGCGAGAUGUCGCGACGGAGUUCUCGCCUUGCCACCAAUGGCUACUACCAGGAGGAGCACAGCUACCACGAGGGAGACGGCGGUGGCAGCAGCGGCAGCGGUGGCGGUGGCAGCGGCACCGCGUCGCCCGGGAGCGUCCGAUACCGGGAAAAUGUGGCCAGGUCCCUCGAGGAUGAGAGAGUGUUCCGAGCGCGCAAAACUUCGCACCGGGGCUCCGGCGCGACCCCGCACGGUGCCCGGGGUCGGGCCCACGUCGACUCGCCGCUCGUGACCACGGAGAGAGGCAACAGCAUCCGCGUGGAGCGGGGCGACGGCUUGUCGCUCACCUCGACACUCAUCGAGGAGUCCUGCCUCCCCGAGCGGGAGUGCAGCGGAUACCUAUGGGGGCUUGACAAAGAGGAAGAUCAAUCCACCAUCACAUUGAUGAUGAGCGAGCAGACAGGCCACAUCUCCAACGAGAGCCAGAGAAGUCUCCACCACAAUACCAGCACCUCUGCGGCUGCAGCGGCGGCGACAGACGGCCAUGCCACACGGUUGUGGAACAAGCACAGCGGGGACCAGCACCGCACGUCGCCCGCCCAGCAUCUGCCGGAACCAGCGCGCUCAUCCAGCUGGCGGCGUGCGAUGGGAUGGGUUGCGUGGCCAGUGAACGUCUGUUGGACGCUGGUGGCGCAGUUCACGUUCUAUUGCGUGGGGGCAGCGAUCACGCCCCCACCUGUCUUUGGUGCCGUCCACGGAACGGCAGAUUCCAAGACAACUCGAAAGGCCAGCACCUCUGCCAACUUUUUCCGUCGCUUGGUGCUCAAAUGCAUGUGGGUGUUUGGGGUUGGCUGGUACAACCUCAUUGGUCUCCUCUCCCUCUUCAAUGUCUUCCUUCUCACCCGGCGCAUUCCCAGAGCGAUAAAAAUGAUCCUGCUUUUGAUACUGCUUUUGUUGGCCAUUGUAGGGGUUGGUUACGCGUUGGUGGUGUUCGGAUACGUACAUCUGUCGAGAAGUCAUGAACAUGCACAAGCUGUGCCGUCGGAUGUCAUGAUCAGUUCUGGCAUGCCGUCAGUGGUGCAAGUGCAGAGCCAGCGCCGUCUGCAGCAGCUGGAGCAGCAGGUGUCGUCGCUACGGGGCGUCGUCGAGCAGCAGGAGCUGCAACUGGAGCAGCUGCGGACCGCCGCUGAGCAGCAUGAGAAACAGGGGCACGCGCUGGAGGGGCUGCGCAACGCCGCAGAGAAGCAGGAGCGCACAAUCUGUGACUUGAAGAAGCUGGCAGAAGGACACGAACACAAGCGGUUGGCUUCGUCAGUCGAGGUCCUGGAGGAAAACGUUUCCAAGCUGAAGCACGAAAUCCUCCACGGGCAUCUGCAAAAGGUGGAGGCUGCCGUGGUGGCCACCCUGGGAGCCCUCGCGUCUCGCGGGGACGACCGCUCUGAGCUGGCGUUGUUCGCGGCGUGGCUGACGGCGCACGUGCUCUCGUCGGACCACAUGCGGACGCUGCUGCGGGAGACUGAGCAGGCCGUGGUGGCCAACGUGAGCAAGCGGUGGACAUGGCCCCCCGACCCCGAGCGCGACGGAGCCCUGGAGUCGACGGGCGGUGGCGUCUCCAGACAGGAAGUGUACGCGAUCGUGCAGAACGCCCUGAGGCUGUACGAGGAGGAUAAAAUCGGGAAGUUUGACUUCGCCUUGGAGUCUGCAGGUGGCACGGUGAUCAGCGUGCGGUGCUCGGAGGCGUACAGCCAGCAAAUCGCUCUCAUCACCCUGUUUGGGGUGCCGCUGUGGUACACAUCACAGUCUCCACGAGUGAUCAUCCAGCCAGAUGUCUACCCUGGGGACUGCUGGGCAUUUAAGGGUUCCCGGGGUUACGUCGCUAUUAAGCUUUCGGACACAAUCUACCCGUCGGACUUUACGUUGGAGCACAUCCCUCGCGCGCUCUCACCCACGGGCGACAUCACCAGUGCGCCCAAGGACUUUGCGGUCUACGGUCUGGAUGAAGAGAUUCAGCAGGAGGGAUACCUCCUGGGGCAGUACAUGUAUGACAAGCACGGUGACCCCCUGCAGAUGUUCCACAUGAGCAACUCGACGGCGGCACAUCCAUUUGGGAUUGUGGAGCUCCGCAUCCUGAGCAACUGGGGCAAUUCAGAGUACACCUGCAUCUACCGCUUCCGAGUGCAUGGCGAGCUGGCCACCUCCAGAGGAUGACGUGCUGAGGCAGGCCGGGCCACAUGAGCCCGGAGCUGCUCCUGCAGGAGGCCGUGAAACACAAGCACCAAUCACCACUGCCCUGCGACGCCCUCAUGCAGCAUCUGCAGCUUCCACGUGACAGCACCGCUCACUUGUCGCUCGCACACACACACACACCUUGGUGUCUGCACAGACUUACGACAUGUACACCGAUGCACCUGCACACACGGCCUGCUUGCUCAUAUGUCUGUACAGCUAUACCCCUGCAUGCACACCUGGCCCGCACAUCUAUUAAUCAUUACUCUCUGGAUACAUGCAUACUAAUAGAUUAGGUCAAUUCAUGUCACAAUUGGAAUAGAUUCUUAAAUUGAUUUGCGACUGAAUCGUGACAGUUCAUCAAAUUACAAUUGGGGUGAAUUAUUCCAUGCCCAAAUACCUACACACACACACACCUAUACGCCUGCAUUUAGGUUCCACUCAAUAUGCAGCGUAUGUAAAUGUGAAGUUUAAGUUUUUUUUAAACCCUCUUUUCACUUUGUUAUGCCUAAACUCUAUGCAUUGACUGUAGUGCAUUUUUCAACUCUUGUUGAGUAACCAGUAAAUAUUGAGGGAUUGUCUUGAAGCUCGCAGUGGCUUCUUCAGUUUAACAGGCAAAUUAAUAAAACCAGGAGGCUUGAGCGUGAAAAUAACGAACUUGUAUGUUGAGUGGCACCAUAACCUACACACAUCUAUACAUCAUCUGCCCAGUCGUACACCUGCACUUAUGAGCAUGCAUCGCAGUGGAAGGUGGUGCGGGCUGUGUGCUUGUUGUUGCUG
Lethenteron reissneri (Far Eastern brook lamprey) is the source of this 3421-nucleotide messenger RNA. It is a transcript of the gene SUN1, whose product is annotated as Sad1 and UNC84 domain containing 1. NCBI's taxonomy places the organism in Eukaryota, Metazoa, Chordata, Hyperoartia, Petromyzontiformes, Petromyzontidae. Gene Ontology annotation, molecular function: protein-membrane adaptor activity. Gene Ontology annotation, cellular component: nuclear envelope; meiotic nuclear membrane microtubule tethering complex. The record is from RefSeq and is a predicted model, not a curated record.